AACGAAAAUCUCGCGAUGCUUGGGCGUUGCGGCGGUAGGAGGAGGACGGGGAAGGACGGAGCAGUACCACUGCUACCUCCCUCGCACACUCCCUCUUGUGCUCGCCCGCCCCCUCCCUCCCUCCCCUCCCUUCCCCAGCCCGGCCCCGGCUCCGGCCCAGGCCCAUUUGCUCUUCGGUCUUCUGCAGAGAGGAUGUCGGGCUCGUCGCUCCCCAGCGCGUUGGUCCUCUCGCUGUUGCUGGUCUCUGGUUCCCUCCUCCCAGGGCCUGGCGCCGCUCAGAACGAGCCAAGGAUUGUCACCAGUGAAGAGGUCAUUAUUCGAGACAGCCCUGCUCUCCCUGUCACCCUGCAGUGUAACCUCACCUCCAGCUCUCACAUCCUUACAUACAGCUACUGGACAAAGAAUGGGAUAGAACUGACUGCCACUCGUAAGAAUGCCAGCAACAUGGAAUACAGGAUCAAUAAGCCGAGAGCUGAAGAUUCAGGCGAAUACCACUGUGUAUAUCACUUUCACAGUGCUCCUAAAGCAAAUGCCACCAUUGAAGUGAAAGCUGCUCCUGAUAUCACUGGCCAUAAACGGAGUGAGAAUAAGAAUGAAGGGCAGGAUGCCAUGAUGUACUGCAAGUCAGUUGGCUAUCCCCAUCCAGAGUGGGUCUGGCGCAAGAAGGAGAAUGGUCUGCUGGUGGAGAUUGCCAAUAUAUCUGGCCGCUUCUUCAUCAUCAACAAGGAAAAUUACACUGAACUGAGCAUCAUGAACCUCCAGAUCACAGAGGACCCUGGCGAGUAUGAAUGUAAUGCCACCAACUCCAUUGGCUCUGCCUCUGUCGUCACCAUCCUCAGGGUACGCAGCCACCUGGCCCCACUCUGGCCUUUCUUGGGAAUCCUGGCUGAAAUCAUCAUCCUUGUGGUGAUCAUUGUUGUGUAUGAGAAGAGAAAGAGGCCAGAUGAAGUUCCUGAUGACGAUGAACCAGCUGGGCCGAUGAAAACGAACUCUACCAACAAUCACAAAGAUAAAAACUUGCGCCAGAGAAACACAAAUUAAGUACUACUUACAGUAUCUUUAGGUUCCUGAAACUGGUGGCAACAUGACCUGCUAAGUUUUCUGCUUGGACCUCUUUGGUUCCCUCCCCUUUAAGUGAGCAACACCACGACUGUCUAAAGCAUGCCUUAUUUAGCCUCUCCUGUAUAAUGGGUGACCUAGCAGGUACAUUUCAAACAAUGCUUCAGUGUAGAAGGUGUCAACUAUUUUGGGCUUGAUGUGCUGUGAAUGUUGCUUCCUUUUUCUUUAUUAAAAUAUUUAAAUAGAAGUGAAAAGGUCCUCUGAGGAUUGGAUCAUGCAUGCGCCAUUUUCUACUUACUGCAGCUGUUAAUUUGGCAAAGCUCUAAAAUGCACUGCUGCCAUCUAGUGAUACAUUUUUGUAAAGUACAGCAAAACCUACAGAUAAAUACAGUAUAUAAAUAUAUAUAUUUAUAUUUUUGGGUGUGGGGGAAAUACAAAAUAAAAUAAAUGCUUGUUUCAGUUUCAAGCUGCUGAUAUUCAUUCCUUAUCGUAUGUUGUCAGAUGAGGAAAUUGUGCAGUUCUGGUACAAAAGAUGAGUAAUAUAAACAAAUCUAUAAUUUUAAGGGCUUAACCUAUGAUUCUAAUAAGAAGCUGGAAUAGUCCACUGAAUGGCUAUAACGAAUUGCAGUAUAUAUGUAUGAUUGCUUUUUAAGUGAUUAUUUUUUCGUUUGUUAAAUCAUGUAAAUUCUUAAAUCCUUUUGCACUGAUGUGUUGAACGUUAUUGUACAUUCAAUUAAGGCAAACUUUUAUAAUUUACCUUUAGUUUUCAAUGGCCUUGAAAUGUUCUAGCAUGGUAUUCUAUACAACUAGUUAUACUUUGGGGUUGACACUGUAUUUUUUCACAUUGAUUUAAUGGUUGAGUGUAGAUUUUCUCACCCGUCAGGGUUGUUGGUAUGUAACUGUAGAUGCAUGUACUCAUGUUUUGUGUAAUCGUUGAUGUGCAAUGAUGUAUAGAAAAGUGUACUCACCAGUUUUUAAAAAUAAAACAUUGAUAAAAGA
This is a messenger RNA of Miniopterus natalensis, 2058 nucleotides long. The record is from RefSeq and is a predicted model, not a curated record. NCBI's taxonomy places the organism in Eukaryota, Metazoa, Chordata, Mammalia, Chiroptera, Miniopteridae.